Messenger RNA from Danio aesculapii, 5231 nucleotides. It is a transcript of the gene npc1l1, whose product is annotated as NPC1-like 1. Lineage: Eukaryota; Metazoa; Chordata; Actinopteri; Cypriniformes; Danionidae. The record is from RefSeq and is a predicted model, not a curated record. Gene Ontology annotation, cellular component: membrane. Gene Ontology annotation, molecular function: lipid carrier activity.
AGAAAGUCUUUCAUUUCCUUCUGUGUUUCUCUACAGCGCGAACACAGGCAGAGGAAGAGCAGGGAUCCACCUGAAGCUCCCCACGUCUGUCUGUCCUCUGGGAAUAAUAUCACUCCACACGCACUGAAGAACGACAAAAAUGCUUUUCCGAAGGAAGAACUCCGCGCGGUCCGUUACUUUGUUUACACUUGCUGCUUGCAUGGUUCUCACAGGUGCUCAGCAUGAACCAGGCUUCUGCGCAAUGUAUGAGGACUGUGGUCUAAACCCUGCGGUAGAGGGGGCUCUUAUCCCCCCGAGAGUUCCCUGUAAGGACUACAGAAGAGCAGUGAAUGUGACGGGAGACCACUAUGAGCUUCUGAAAUCUGUAUGUCCAAUGCUGGCCAAUGGCGAUGGCCAAACAUUUGCCUGCUGCUCCAUCAGGCAACUCACAGCUUUGCAAAACAGCCUGUCGCUCUCCAAAGCCGUUCUGAUCCGCUGCCCGUCCUGUGCCGACAACUUUGCGUAUCUCCACUGCGCAACGACUUGUAGUCCUGACCAAAGCCAGAUAUUAAAGGUCACCAAAACGGCCAACAUCACGCAACCCACAGGCAUUGUGAAAGAAGCCGUGGUGGGUUACGCAGCAUAUAUAUCCACGAACUUCUCCGAUGCCUCCUUUGACUCCUGCAAAAAUGUACGAAUUCCAUCUACCGGAGGGUUUGCCAUUGCCACGAUGUGCGGCCGAUAUGGUGCAGCACUCUGUACGCCACAGCGCUGGUAUGAUUUCCAGGGCGACUCCAGCAAUGGAUUGGCUCCACUGGAUAUUGACUUCAAGCUUUUGCAGGACGAUGAGACCUCUGAAGUCCCAGCAGGAGCAUUUGCAUUUGCAGGACAAGCAUUAAAAUGUAAUGAAGUCACACCUACCGGUGGUGAGGCCUGUUCCUGUCAGGACUGCGUUCAAUCCUGUCCGGUGGUGCCAGAACCACCGCCUUUGCCAAAACCAUUCAUGAUUGGCAACCUUGAUGGGGUGCUUGUUAUCUGCCUCACAGUCUUCUCUUGCUUCCUUUUUCUCUUUCUGUGUUAUGUGAUUACCGAGUGCACCACUUACUACAUGAAGUCGAGGAAAGGUCGGAAGGGGAAAGAGACCAAGGAUCAAAACGCAAAUGAGAUCAAAUUUAAAAUCAGCCCUAAAGAUGUUUCGUGCUCUGACAAAGCCAGUCUUGCCACUCAGGACUUCCUAGGGUCUCUUUUCCGGUCCUGGGGGACCUUAAUGGCACGGUAUCCCUACAUAGUGCUUCCAGUCUGCCUUGUGAUUGUGCUGGUGUUUGCGGUGGGAAUAAAGGACAUAGAACUGACCACAGAUCCUGUUCAGCUCUGGUCGGCACCUGAAAGUCGGGCCAUGCGGGAGAAGGCCUUCCACGAUGCUCAUUUUGAUCCAUUUUACCGCACCAAUCAGCUGAUCUUGACAGCUCCAGGCCGGCCCAGCCACUUCUAUGACUCCUUACUCUUUGGCAAACAGAACUUCAGUGGCAUCAUCUCUAAAGAUUUGAUCAUAGAGCUGUUGGAACUUCAGCAGAGCAUCCAGGCAAUCGAGUUCUGGUCAGAUGAACUAAACCGUACCGCCAGCCUUAAGGAUGUUUGCUAUGCACCGCUCAAUCCAGACAACCCCUCUUUAACCGACUGCGCUGUCAACAGUCUGCCGCAGUACUUCCAAAAUAGUAUUGACAACCUGAAUGCCAAAGUGAACAUGACAGAGCUUGGUGUGACUAAGGAAGUGGAUUGGCGCGACCAUUUCAUCUACUGUGUUAACUCCCCGUUAUCAUUUAAAGACAUCACAGCUCUCGGCAUGAGUUGUAUGUCCGACUACGGAGGCCCUGUGUUCCCCUUCCUGGCUGUCGGAGGAUAUGAUAAUGAAGAUUACACCACUGCUGAGGCCCUGAUCCUCACUUUUUCCCUGAACAACUAUGCACGAACCGACAUUAAAUUUAAGGUGGUUGAAGAGUGGGAAAACAGGUUUCUUAAAAUCGUCCAGGAGUAUCAGAAAAACUCAACUACAAACUUCACAUUUGCUUACAUGGCUGAGAGGUCUUUGGAGGAUGAGAUUAACAGAACAACAGCGGAGGAUAUCCCCAUAUUCAUGAUAAGCUAUGCUGUCAUCUUCCUCUACAUCGCCGUGGCUCUUGGGGAAUAUUCAUCCUGCAAGCGUAUCCUGGUAGACUCCAAGUUCCUGGUGGGCCUGGGUGGAAUUCUGGUGGUCGGCUGCUCUGUCAUAGCCUCAAUGGGUUUCUAUGCCUGGAUUGGUGUGGCGUCCUCACUGGUCAUUCUGCAAGUGGUGCCCUUCCUUGUACUGGCUGUGGGAGCUGAUAACAUCUUCAUUUUUGUUCUGGAGUAUCAGAGAGAUGUGCGCAGACCAGGAGAGCAGCUGGAGCAACAGAUCGGCAGAGUUCUCGGAAACGUGGCUCCUAGCAUGCUGCUCUGCAGUUUGUCUGAAUCUGUUUGUUUCUUCCUAGGAGCAUUGAGCACGAUGCCAGCGGUGAAGUCUUUCGCUCUGUACGCUGCAUUGGCUGUGCUGAUGGACUUUGUUCUUCAGAUGACUGCCUUUGUGGCUCUGCUUUCUCUGGACGCUCGCCGUCAGGACUCAAACCGCUGUGAGAUUGCCUGCUGCGUGACUGUGGACACUCCACGACCGCAAAAACCCAACGAGGGCAUCCUGUUGCCGCUCAUGAGGAAAUACUACGCUCCGUUCCUCCUCAACUCUUUCAGCAGAGUAGUAGUGAUGGUGUUGUUCCUGGUGAUGUUCUUUGGUUCUGUGUUCCUCAUGUUCCAUGUUAAAGUGGGCUUGAAUCAGGAACUGGCCAUGCCAACUGACUCCUACAUGCUGGACUACUUUGCAUACCUGUUUAAGUAUUUUGAGGUUGGUGUGCCCACGUAUUUCAUCACAACCAGAGGCUUCAACUUCAACAGCGAGGAGGGCAUUAAUGCAGUGUGUUCCAGUGUGGGAUGUGACCAGUUCUCUAUGACCCAGAAGAUCCGCUAUGCUACUGAAUAUCCUGAGCGAUCUUAUCUAGCUAUCCCAGCAUCCUCUUGGGUGGAUGACUAUAUUGACUGGCUGAACCCUGGAUCCAGAUGCUGUCGCCUCUACACACUUGGUCCAAACAAAGAUGAAUUUUGUCCUGCCAAUGAGACCGGUCUCAUUACCUGUCUCAAGAAGUGUAUGAGCAAACCUGAAAAUGGGGUCCUGCGGCCUAAUGUUUCAGAAUUCAACAGAUUCCUGCCAGAUUUUCUUAGCAACAGACCUGACCUACAGUGUCCAAAAGGUGGUUUGGGAGCCUAUGAUAAAGCUGUGAUUAGAGACAAUGAAACUGGGGAAAUAAUAGCCUCUCGGUUCAUGGCCUAUCACACUCCUCUGGUGAAUUCGCAGGAGUACACAGGAGCGCUGCAGAAAGCCAGAGAACUGGCCCAUAACAUCACCAUGGCCAUGAGGGAAAUCAACGACACCUCUCCAGACUUUGAGGUCUUCCCUUACACUGUGACGUAUGUGUAUUACGAGCAGUACCUGAACAUUGUGAAUGAGGGUUUGUUCAACAUCGCCGUGUGUUUGCUGCCCACAUUUGUGGUGUGUUGUAUUCUGCUCGGCAUGGACCUGAGAUCCGGCUUUCUGAACCUACUCACUAUAGUGAUGAUCACUGUGGACACGGUUGGUGUCAUGACCUUAUGGGGCAUCGACUUCAACGCCGUGUCACUUAUUAACCUGGUGACGGCUGUUGGUAUAUCAGUGGAGUUUGUGUCUCAUACAACACGCUCGUUUGCUCUAAGCGUUCGCCCUACAAAGGUGGAGAGAGCAAAGGAAGCCACAGCUAACAUGGGCAGUGCGGUGUUUGCAGGUGUUGCGAUGACCAAUCUGCCUGGAAUUGUUGUUUUGGCAUUUGCUAAAGCUCAGCUCAUCCAGAUCUUCUUCUUCAGACUCAAUCUGGUCAUCACUCUUCUCGGCAUGGCCCACGGCCUCAUUUUUCUGCCUGUGCUGCUCAGUUACUUUGGUCCUGGAGUGAACAAUGCACUUCUGCUGCAGAUUCAAGAAGAACAAGAAAAAGAGAUGGAGCUGAACAGUAAAGCUACAUAUGACAAUGUUUGCUUCGAAAACUAUGAAAAGUCCAACGGCGAAAUCCACGUACAGCCUGCAAGUUUGCCUGAAAACCAUCAAAAGUCCAACGGUGAAAUCCACGAAGAGCCUGCAAGUUUGCCUGAAAACCAUGAAAAGUCCAACGGCCAAAUCCCUGUAGAGCCUUCAAGUUUCCCUGUAGAGCCUUCGAGUCCUCCUGAAGAGCCGUCAGUCCCAAUAAAGGCAGUGAUUAUGCCUGAAACCACCCAAAUGCCCACCGAAUGGGAUAUCUCCAUGUUAUAGCCUUAAAACUUUCUUCCAGUUCAUUUACCUCAAUCAUUACACUGAAUUGGCAGUCAUGAUUGCCACUACUGUAAAUGCAUGCGAGUCUCUAAGGGAAAUAAAACAGCUAAUCACGUCAUCGAUGAAACGCCGUAAGCAGAAUGUGAUCCUGCUCUGUCAGCUCUAUGCGUUUCACAUGGACUUCUCUGAUAGCGUUGCGUUACUGCUGUUCUGAAGAUGAGAGAUAUUGAGCUUGUCGAUCUUUCACCAUCAUUCGUACCGGUGAUUAUCUUGCCCAGGUCAAACCUGAGUCAAAGUGAUAAGAGAUACAAGCUGACUCCACCAUUUCACAAUGAAGGAAAUCAGUACAGUAGCACAGAAUGGUUUGACUUUUUUUUUUAUGGUGUAAUAUUUGUUAUUUAAUUCUGUCGUUAAGGUUUCACAUGAUUGAAAUGGUCUUGUUCAUGACGGAAACACUUACAGCCUUGGAAACAGGAAACUGCAACUAAAACACUCCAGUAUAGAGAGAGUAUUAUCAUUAGCAUUGCUAUGUAUUAAAUGCACUGUGUGUAUUUCUAUGUUGUGUAAAACAAACCGCAUUGAAUGUUCAUUACAUUUCAGCUUUUGUGUUUAAAGUUUACCAUUUACUGUUGAAGGAGCCAUCCAGCACUUUUACAAUUUCUCUUCCAAUGAUUGUUGGGAAAACACUUUCAGAGGCAAUCAAGGAAACACUUUUUAUAUGUAAAAAUAAAUGUUUUAAGGAUAUUUAUUGUGGAAUAACUGUAAUGAAUUCACACUGUUAUACAUUCAAUGGAAAUAGUGUUUUAUUUUUGUUAAGGGCAAUUUUAUGGAUGAAAUAAAAAAAUAAUUAUAA